AGAGAGAGAGAGUAGAUCUCAAGCCUUUUUGUUGCAGAGAUCUUUUUGGGGGUAUCAAUAGAAAAAAAAAAAAAAAGAAAAAAAAAAAGGGUGAUGGAAUGGAGAGCCAACGAGGGAGAGCUAUAGAGAACAGAGAACGGGUCUUUCUCUCUGUGUCUAAAUCCCACAUGCUUUGCUUCAUUUGAUCCCAUGCUCCUCUCGCUAUCUCUGAUCCUGCUUUUUUGUCGUCCGUGGAAGCCUCCUCAGAUCGAUCAAAACAAAAUCUCUUUUUUCCCUUUAUCUUCUUCUUCUUCUUCGACGUAGUCUCUGUAAAAGAUAAACAAAGGUGGAGAUAUAUAAUAUAUAAAAAUACAGAAAAAAGAGAGAUGGGUACUGGUUGGAGAAGAGCUUUUUGUACUACCAUCCCUCGAGACCCAGAUUCUUCUUCAGUAUCUGAAAAGCAACAGAGAAGCGCUAGCCCUUGUUCCAGCCCCAGCCCAAGAAGCUGCACCAGGCUGGGCUUCUUCUCCGGUGGUAGCAGCAACCCUUCCACGCCUCGCUUGCAUUGCCGGACCACAUCAGAGACUCCAAAAACCCCCACUCUCAAUGAAUGCAAUACCAAUGCAAGCACUACUCCCAAGACCUCCUCCAAGAGCCCAAGAACGCUUCUUGCCUCUAACCAAACAUCCCCUCGAUCCCCCCUCAAGUUGUCGCUCUUCAAGAACAGCUUCAAAUUCAGAAGUAGCUGUGGAAUCUGUUUGAAUAGCGUGAAGACGGGUCAGGGCACCGCCAUUUACACAGCGGAGUGCGCUCACGCAUUUCACUUCCCGUGCAUCGCCGACCACGUGCGCAAGCAUGGCAAGCUCGUUUGCCCCGUCUGCAACACCACCUGGAAAGACGUUCCUUUGCUCGCCAUCCACAAGACCCUCGGCUCCCAAUCCCCUGAUCAGAACGACGUCGCCGCCAACAACCAAGACACGAAACCAAAGAUCGAAGAGAAAAAGAUUAUUGACUCUUCUCCCAGAGCCUUACAACCCAAGACUGAAACACAACGGAAACCGUUCUCCGAUUCGAGAUCCUACGAUGACGACGAGCCUCUUCUAUCUCCUACCGCCGGGUCUCGGAUUACUCCGAUUCCCGAAGCGGAUGAGAAUGCGGAGGCUGACGACGUGGAAGAUGAGUUUCAAGGGUUCUUCGUCAAUAAUCCCAACCCUCCGUCUUCAUCGAUCAAAUACUCCGACCCAGAAGAAGCGCCACCAAGCAGCGGCAGAGAUCAUUCGAGGAACGUCCGGGUUAGAUUAUUACCCGAGUCCGCACUAGUAUCGGCCGGUAGGUCCCACGAGACCCACGUGGUGGCUUUAAGAGUGAAGGCUCCUCCGGCUCGCAAUACGGCAGCGUCUGCUCUUUUGGACCGUGCGCCGAUCGAUUUGGUGACGGUGCUCGAUGUCAGUGGGAGCAUGACCGGCGCCAAGUUGCACAUGCUGAAGCGCGCCAUGCGCUUGGUCAUUUCCUCGCUCGGCUCGGCUGAUCGGCUCUGUAUCGUAGCUUUCUCGGUUACAUCUAAGAGACUAUUGCCUUUGAGAAGAAUGACGGCUCAAGGUCAGCGCGCGGCUCGGCGCAUCGUUGACCGGCUCGUCUGCGGCGAAGGGACCAGCGUGGGAGACGCUCUGAGAAAAGCCAGCAAGGUGCUCGAGGAUCGGAGGGAGCGAAACCCUGUUGCCAGUAUCAUGCUGUUAUCGGACGGUCAAGAUCAUGACGGGCGGAGGAGGGUCCACCACUCCAAUAACUAUCAACGUCAAGCUUCAAGCCACGUGUCUUCCACUCGUUUCGCUCACAUUGAGAUUCCGGUACAUAAGUUUGGGUUCGGUGACAACGAGCACGAACCGGCUGAGGAUUCCUUCGCAAAAUGCGUCGGCGGCUUGUUGAGCGUGGUGGUCCAGGAUCUGAGAAUUCAACUUGGAUUCCCAUCCCCUGCUGAGAUCUCAGGCAUCUAUUCCUGCAACGGACGGCCCACAGUGCUCGGCUCGGGCUCCGUGCGGCUAGGCGACAUGUACGCCGAGGAGGAGAGAGAGCUCCUCGUGGAGCUUAGGGUUCCCACGUCCGCUACCGUGGGUACCCACCACGUGAUGUCUUUUCGUUGCCUUUACAAGGACCCAGCAACCCAAGAGGUGGUAUACGGCAAAGAACAGGCUCUACUAGUGCCGCGUCCCCACGGCGUCCGAUCGUCGACCCCCAGGAUCGAUCGGUUGAGGAAUUUGUUCAUCACGACCAGGGCCAUAGCCGAAUCCAGGCGGCUAAUCGAACACGAGGAGCUGUCCAGCGCGCACCAGUUGCUAGCGUCGGCUCGCGCCUUGUUGUUGCAGUCGAGCUCUGAGUUGGUUGAGGAGUACGUUCGCAGCUUGGAGGCUGAGCUGGCUGAGUUGCAGUGGAGGAGACAGCAACAACAGCAACAGAUGAUGACGAUGAUGUUACAACGGAGAAGAGGGCACGAGAGGGACGCGAUGGGUGCGAAUAUGGUGGAUGAGAAUGGAGAGCCGCUUACGCCGACAUCGGCUUGGAGAGCGGCUGAGAAGCUGGCUAAGGUAGCCAUCAUGAAGAAGUCUUUGAAUCGAGUCAGUGACUUACACGGCUUUGAAAAUGCCAGAUUUUAAUAAUUUUGGUCCAAUAAUUAAAAAAAGAAAAAAAGAAAAAGGAAUAGAGAGAGAUAAAUAGGGACAAGCGAUAGGAGACGGCGCGGCGCUUUACGCAGAGCUGGUUGAGAUGAGGGGAGGUGAUUGGGUGCUUAAAGCUUGUCUUAUUUAUUCAAUUCAAAUUCACAUCUCGUCUUUAAUAGGACUCCAUUUGUACUUUUUAGGGAUUUAUGAUGAACAAACUUCCCAUAACAUAAAAAAAAGAGGUGUAAAUUCUAGUGUAAUGGAGUUUUUCUGUUUCUUUAA
This is a messenger RNA of Corylus avellana, 2915 nucleotides long. RefSeq names its product Zinc finger (C3HC4-type RING finger) family protein. The record is from RefSeq and is a predicted model, not a curated record. Lineage: Eukaryota; Viridiplantae; Streptophyta; Magnoliopsida; Fagales; Betulaceae.